Molecule: messenger RNA, 823 nt
Organism: Lacerta agilis (Sand lizard)
Lineage: Eukaryota; Metazoa; Chordata; Lepidosauria; Squamata; Lacertidae
Gene: CHCHD2
Product: coiled-coil-helix-coiled-coil-helix domain containing 2
Exons: 4
Coding region: 71-523 (150 amino acids)
Biological process (GO): mitochondrion organization; positive regulation of transcription by RNA polymerase II
Cellular component (GO): mitochondrion; nucleus
Molecular function (GO): sequence-specific DNA binding
Source: RefSeq, a predicted model, not a curated record
AGCAGAGCCCUUGAGAGAUAGCAGCUGCAGCAACAGCAACGCGAGAGCCUCUCUUAUCAUUGUCGCCACCAUGCCGAGGGGAAGCAGGAGCAGAACGUCCCGAAUGGCGCCCCCUGCCAGCCGUGCGCCUAUGAGGUCUGCUCCACCACCAGCUUCUCGUGCCCCUGUUCCUGCCCCUGCCCCUGCCUCUGCAGUGGCUUCUCCUGCCCCCAGGCAGCCUGGCCUAAUGGCCCAGAUGGCCACCACUGCUGCUGGCGUGGCCGUGGGCUCUGCUGUAGGGCACACACUCGGGCAUGCCAUGACCGGAGGGUUUGGAGGUGGAAGCUCUGAAGCAGCAAGGCCCGACAUCACUUACCAGGAGCCUCAGACAGCCCAGCCUGCGAUGCAGCAGUCGCAAUUCACCCCUUGCCAGUACGAGAUGAAGCAAUUCCUGGAGUGCGCCCAGAACCAGGCCGACUUGAAGCUGUGCGAGGGGUUCAGCGAGGUGCUGAAGCAAUGCCGGUUUGCAAAUGGUUUAGCCUAAUGAGUUCUGAGAGAUGAAUCUCACCCCCCUCGUUGGAUGACAUGUCGCUAGUGAAACUCUUUCUUCUUUUAACAUCUUAAAAGCUGCCUGGCAUUCCUUUAUGUGUGGCCACUUGUCCGUCUCCCGAGGAAGGGAACCUGGAGUGCUUUUUACAGCAGGAAGAAUGCUUGUGGCAGGAGAGUGUGGGGCAUCUGUUGCGUGGGGAGAGAUAAGACACACAGAAUGCUAGGAUUGUGAUCGUCCCCUGCUUGCAUUUACCAAUAUGCGCCUCUGAAUAAAAGUCAAUUUCUCUCUAGAAAA